AAAUAUUUAUUUUAAUAAUUCUAGGUAGAAAAUAGAUUUUGAUUCCAAAAAUGUAUGACUUUUUCUUCAAUCAUAGAAAUGAUGGAGCAGAAAACUGCUUUCGUGAACCUUGGUGUUCGACUCGACAUUGUCGGUGCACACAAUUUUGCCAUUGUGCUAUUCGUAACUUCGUCUGUUUUAGCUAAUCAAAUCUUCCAUCUGUUUCAGCUAACCAAACCUUGUGUCGAUUACAGCUAAUCAAAUCUUUUGUCUGUUCCAGCUAAUCAAAUCUUUUGUAUUGCCAUCGAAACUUUUUUUAUUAACAUCCGAAGCGAUUUCUGUCAUGAUUCCGGAAUCGUCAGUAAAGCCUUCAUAAAUCCUGCUAAAAUUGAAUGGAAAUGUGUAAAAUUACUGAUCGGAGAAUUAUCUCACUUCUGGCGGCUUGGCAGAGUAUCUUUUUUUGGGGUGAAAUAUUUCCCUGAUCAGCAAUUUUUCAUGCUUCUUAGCACGCGGCUGAUUCGAAACUUGAAAAUGACCAGAGUCGUCUUGUACCUUGAAUUGCCUAUAAAUAGGAGUCCCCUGAUGCACAUCCACGAAAACGCAUGGUGCAGGCGCCUCACGGCGCGGCGGGGCGGCCCCAAUGCCGGCCAGGAAGGGCCUCCUCGCCCCCCAGAAUACUUUUCUUGACACCAUCGCGACACGCUUCGAUGGGACUCACAGCAACUUCGUCCUGGGAAAUGCUCAAGUUCCCUCGAUCUAUCCGAUCGUUUACUGUUCGGAUGGAUUCUGUGACUUGACGGGUUUCGCGCGCGCCCAAAUCAUGCAGAAGGGCUGCGCGUGCAAAUUUCUCUAUGGACCAGACACGACGGAGGAGGAGAAGGCGAUGAUCGACAAGAGUCUCGAGAGCAAAACUGAGCUCAAGAUGGAGGUUGUAUUCUACAAGAAAACCGGGAAGCCGUUUAACUGCCUCCUCGACAUCGUGCCUAUAAAGAACGAGAAAGGAGACGUCGUCCUCUUUCUCGCAUCGCACAAGGAUAUUACAGACGCGAAAAAUCUUCAGCCCUGUGAGUUGUACGAUAGUGAUGCGAAUGGUAACCUGGAUCCGGAAGCCCCUCCGGCUAAUUAUGGACGAAGACGGAGUCGAGCAGUUCUCUAUCAACUCUCGGGCCAUUACAAACAGGACAACAAACACAAGCUGAAAAUAAACAACACACUUCUUCAUUCCACUGCCGCCCCGCUUCCGGAGUACAAAACGUCGGCAAUAAAAAAAUCAAGAUUUAUACUGAGUCAUUACGGUGGAUUCAAGUCCUGCUGGGAUUGGCUUAUCCUGAUCGCAACUUUCUACGUGGCGAUUGUCGUUCCGUAUAACGCGAGCUUCGUCAACACGGACAGGCCAACGAUGGUCAGCGACGUCGUCGUCGAAGCUCUCUUCAUUAUCGACAUAAUCCUGAACUUCAGAACGACUUACGUCAGUCGGAAGGGCGAAGUAGUCAGCAGCAGUAAGAGCAUCGCUUUGAACUACUUGAAAAGCUGGUUCCUAGUCGACCUGGUGGCAGCCCUGCCGUUCGACCUCCUCUACGCGUCCGACCUUUACAGUGGUGAGGAUUCGGGCCACAGUCACAUUCACCUAGUCAAGUUAACCAGACUGCUAAGGUUGGCUCGUCUGCUACAAAAGAUGGACAGGUACUCGCAAUACAGCGCGAUGAUCCUGACCCUCCUGAUGUUGUCUUUCACCCUGGUGGCCCAUUGGCUCGCCUGCAUCUGGUACGUUAUCGCCGAGAAGGAGAGACUCCGGAACGACAGGGAAUGGGAUCUCGGCUGGAUCCACACCCUGGCUGACAGGCUCAAGAUAUCCGUCCAGAAUGUCACUCAUUCGGAAAGCUACAUUACGGCGUUGUACUUCGCUUGCAGCAGCCUGACAUCCGUUGGCUUUGGUAACGUCUCUGCGAACACGUCGUCCGAAAAGAUAUUCUCCAUCUGCAUCAUGCUCAUCGGAGCUCUGAUGCACGCGGUUGUAUUCGGGAACGUAACCGCCAUAAUACAGCGGAUGUAUUCUCGUCGUUCUCUUUAUCAGACCAAAUGGAGGGACCUGAAGGACUUUUUGGCACUGCAUCAGAUACCGGACGAACUGAAACAGCGAAUGCAAGAUUAUUUUCAGACAAUGUGGUCUUUGAACCACGGCAUCGACAUUCACGAGGUGAGGGAGACGCUGAAGGAGUUUCCCGAAGAGCUCAGAGGCGACGUUUCCAUGCAUCUUCAUCGGGAGAUUCUCAGCCUCCCGAUAUUUGAAGCUGCGUCUCAGGGGUGCUUGAAGCUCCUUUCCCUUCAUAUUCGCAGCAACUUCUGCGCUCCGGGUGAAUUCCUCAUUCACAAAGGCGACGCUCUCUCCUACAUAUACUAUCUCUGCAACGGGUCGAUGGAAGUUGUUCAGAACAGUAUGGUUGUUGCGAUUUUGGGGAAAGGAGACCUCGUCGGCUGCGACAUAAGCAUACACCUUCACACUGGAAGUAACGGGGGUGGAACGGGAGGCGGAGGAUCCGCGCCAGUCGACGUGGUGGUAAAAUCAAGCUGCGACGUGAAAGCACUCACCUACUGUGACCUGAAGUGCAUAAACAUGCAAGGCCUGGUUGAUGUUCUCCGCUUGUACCCGGAAUAUCAGCAUCAAUUCGCCAACGAUAUUCAGCAUGACUUGACCUACAACCUUCGCGAGGGUUACGAGGCAGAGCAAGAGUGUGACAUGAACGGUGUUACCUCAAUGACGCUUCCGUCCAUCAGCGAGGACGACGAAAACAUUCCUGAGGAAGGCGAGACCUCGCCCCUCUCACCACCCAACAAAUCUCCUCUUCACGCAGCUUCAAGUCCCAGACACGCCAAGCUCAGGGACGAAUACAAAGAGAGCCGGAGAGCGACGAGAAGCGUGCUUGUUCGAGGAAGGCCGGCGAUCAUGGCGCAGGAAUCGGUCGAGGACCACAUCCGAGGAUCGGUAGAAAGGCUGGACUCUCAGGUGUCGACCCUUCAUCAGGACGUCGCGACUCUGAGCUACGAGGUGCGAAACGCUAUUCAGGCGCUCCAGAUGUUCGCCAGCUCCCCCCAGAGCAAUCCGAAUCUCCCGGCUCCCUCGGGACGCGGGAGCGGCUUCCUCGCCAGGAGCUCGUCGCAUCCUCCCGACGCCCUUUGCUGGGAUCCACCUCGGCUGGCCAACGCCGUGACACAGACCGACUGGCCGGUCGACCUCUUCGAGGCCUGGGUCCUUGCCAAUUCGCAUCGGGCCCUCAGGAUCCUGGGACUCAAUCCGGAGCUCAUUCUCAGACCUUCUCCACGCUCGCCGACGCCAUCACCGUCCUCGCCGCCUCCGCCGCCCUACGAACCUCUUUCUCCUCAUGCCAUUUCUUCGCCACAGUCGCCCCAGUCACCAGGGAACAAUAAUUACACAAUGAACAACAACCAAGAAAGAAGCGAGGAACCCUCGACAGCGACGGCAUGUCAACCACCUUCGACGUGCUGGGAUCACCGCAGUAAAUUAUCGCACCGUUUCAGUGCCGGCGACGCAGACAAUAGUUCCCAGUUAUUUCAGGCAUUUAACACCCUCCAUCGUCUCCCUGAGUCACGUUCGCUGAAAUUUGACCCCUUUGACAGUUGAGCAAAAGCCGAGCGUCGCUUCUGGGACAAAGCUCAGUGAUGAGAGGCCGGCCUUUGGAGAGGCUGCAGCGCGGUACCCGAGGAGAUCAUUAUGACUAGGAGGCGGAGUGAAAGGCUGUGAGAUUAAUCGUUUUGUGCCGAGAACUUGAACGGAACUGCAACGAGGAAAUACGGGAAGAUAUUGACCGGCUGCUCUUCUGAAUUGAGCAAAUUAAAACGAGACCUUGUCGUACCAAGAGGAAAUAUUUCGAGAUGUAUCCCAAAGGCUCGAUCUAUGAUACAUGGAAUACGGAAAACGUGUAUGCUUCAUUUUCGCGAUAAAAUUAUUACUUGCGACUGAAAUUUUUGUCGCAAGUUUAAAAUAAAAAUAAACCGCGUUAUCGUCUAAUCCCAGUCUUGAUUAGGGUAGUAUGAAAAAAAAUCAACACGUUGUGAUCUCUGAAUAUGAAAUAUGUAUUCUGAUGAAUUAGCAAAUUUUCGGCAAUCCACAUUACAAGAUGACAGGGUGAUGUCCCAUUAUUGAUUAUGCAGAAAGAAAUGGACGUGUACAUAUGUAUGUAUGUACAUGCUCUUUUCCUUCCAAACUGGCAUUUCGACCUUCCGAAAAGCAAUGGGGAAUCCAAGUUUUCCGUUGGAUACCUGUGGAAUAAAUCUCGACAGUAUUAAUUUUACUUUCUUGCCCAAAGAGACAGCCGGAUACAGAAAUGUAUAAUAAAAAACAAUAGUAGGAAUUAUGAAAUUUUUAAGCAUAUCCCGUGGCCGUGUAUCUAUCCAUCUGUGAGUAUACCUUAACUGAUUAAGUAAUGAAAAUAUAAUUAUAUAUGUAUAUUGUCAUAGUAGUGCCUAACUACCAAAAGGAGAAGGAAAAAAAAAAACAAAUUUGACACAAAGUUCUGUUCGUCUGAACAGAACAACAAAUGCAAUCAUUUUGUUAAGUAAGUGUUAGUAAUAAUGAUAAUGAUAAAAUGAUAGUGAUAAGCUGUUGUUAAGUCGUAUACAUAUAUAUUUAUAUCUUAUUCUAGUCAAUAAAUAAGAUCGAUAUGUAUCAUUACAGUUAUUGUCAUGUGAAGAUUACGUGUGCUAGUUUACGCAUAUGUUUUCAGUCCAAAAUGGAGCAGAAAAAACUUCAAAUUGAAAUAGGUGUGAGCCGCAACACAGCAACAGACAACCGUACAUCGCUGAUAUGCAAUUAAUUACCUCACGUGAAUACUUUUUCUUUGUGGAAAGUUUACGCAUCAUUCGCACAUACGUCUAAUAAUCUGUGAGGUAAAUUGAAAAGAUAGUGCUAGCAAAUUGUGAUUGAUAUGCGCGGUAAAAUUAUCGCAUAUAACGUUUUUUUGUAUAGUGUAUAGUGUGAUUAGUUAUUAUCAAUAUAUUAUCAUUCCAUUGCGUGUUUUGUUUUCGACACUUUCUUUUCGUACGUCAGUACCGAAUUAUUUGAGACAAUAGAAAAAUCAAUACGAAAUCAAUCGACUGGAACUUUUUGUUAUUAAAAUAAAAAUUUCAGCGAACAUGAAAAUUUCAUUUUUGAAAUGGAAUUUUAUUCUGAUAACCGAUUAUCUCUGAGUAGUUCAGAAAUCUUUUAUCGUAAAUCUCUGGCUCCGUCUACUGACCGGCAGAAUCCUCAGAAACGUAAAAACAGUCGUACUAUACAGUUAUUGUCAAUAAAUGCACAAUCUGAAAGUAUUCGAAGCCAUAAGCUGUUACUUAUCAAACAUUCACCUGGUGACCAAUAAAUAUACACCGACAGAUCAUACCUUUAUGUAACAGUUUCGAUAUAUUGACUUAUCACUGCAUUGUAGAUAGAAAAACCAUACGAAAUAAAAAUUAGCUAGAUAUUAUAUAACAUUAUAUUAUACAAUAUAAUGUCUUGAAUUAUAACCGUAAGAAAGGUAAUUAUUAAUUGUAAGUAUAUCUCAAACGCUAUGUUUGGUGUUUUGUAAAUAUAUUUAAAACGUGUGAUAUAACGGCACGGCUUUGGCCAUGCACAAUUCUAUUUCUUCAAUUGAUAUAUCGUCGCUGUAAAAUGUGAAAAUUUGGCUUCGAGGGGAAUUUUAAGAAAAUAUCGAGCUGGAAAAUGUUGUUCAAAUGUUGGCUCGUUUAAUUUCGAAUCACCAUAUUGUACAAAAAUACGAGCCAUAUCAAAAAUGGGUGAAAAAAUUAGAGUCGGCGUUUGUGUUAAAUAGUUUUGAUAAAAUGAGAUGAGGGGAAAAAUUAUAUAUUCACAUAUCGUAACGAUGACAAGUUUAAUCUCGUUGAUUACACGUAUCGCGUUAAUUUUAGGAAUAAUUCUUACUUGUGAACCAGUUUUUCAUAAAUUACAGUGAGUAUGUAGCUGUUUUAUAAAUAUUUCAUAUAUUUUGUUAUACUAUUUCUAUGCUCUCUACGUUACGAUCGAAUGGAAAGACAUUCGAAUAAAAUUAUUUAUCUAUCUAUAACAUCUAUUAUACGCUCACGUACCUAUAAUAUAAUUAACAACAAAAAAAGUAAGAAUCAAUUAAUUUGUAGCGUUUGCUACAUAUACACGAUAUAUUCAUACGUACACGUAUAUGUAUAUAAACAUGCAAGUUCACACGUCUCGUCGAAAGGUGAAGAAAUCUUGUGUGCAAAAAUUCACCCGAAAAUUAUACUUAUGCCACAUGAUGUAACGCUUGCAUCAAUUUGAUUCUCACGCUUUUUAUCGCCACACACCCUAGUCUACCGUUAUACACAGAUCUCGUCACGAUUCACUGCUAUCAUUAGAAAUUCUUAAUUAAAGGCGAUAAGUGGAAAAAUAAAAAUAUAUUCGACGAUGCCUGACUAUUGCGAGUCAUCUGUGACACGCGAGAUGGUGAACGCAGAGCGCGAAAUCAAAUUACGUGAUGAAUUUGAAAUAGUUUCAUUCGCGGUGUCACACUGAUUCGUAACUCUCAUGUAAGUCAUGAAUUUUUGCCUGUAUCCUGGUGUAAUAGACUAGUUAGAGAACCCAACGUCGUAGAGAAGCAAUAAAUGGAAAAUCUGGUCCACGUUGAUAAAGAAUGGAUUCAAAUUAAAAACGUGUAUAUGCGUUGAGCGAAGUCGCUGUCGACUCUUCGAAUUUGAAACAGGUCCUUUUAAUGUAAACCAUUGAUCCGUCGAUUCGUGAUUAUACGUAGUCACGCCUGAAUGACGAAUAUUAUGGAUUUGAAACAUGUUUUUAAUGAAGAAAUUGUUAGGCAAAAUUUAUAUUUACAAGUGCAGGUCACUCAAUUAUUGUAUAAUUAUAUAACUAUCAUUAUAAGAGUCUAAUCUCCAUCUUCGGCAAAUCUUCACAUCACAUACGUAUUAGUAAAGGUCACGGGUUUGGAGACACUGAUUAGCAUAUAAAUUCUAUUUCUGAAAUACAAAUAUUACAUCGUUGUUUUCUUUUUGUAGAUUCCAUUUCUUCGGAUUAUCACAAAGCACAUAACUCCAUCAUUUCUAACUUGUAAUAAUCCCACUGAACUCGUGCUGAAUUGUAUUGAAUAGAAUUUUCCCUGUAUUUCGUGAAGUGUAUGAAGUAGUAAAAUUUGCCGAAAGCUGGCUGAUCGAGUACUCUUGGUGCGGGAAUUCUGAAAGACAUAGGCUGUAAAUAUUCAUAUCUGUUUACUAUAUACGUUAUCUACGCUAUGUUGAUAGUUUAUACUUAUUCUUUGAUCAAUGAAUAAAUAACAAAUGAAACAAUAACACGUAAUAACGACUAUUUGAAUUCAAC
This is a messenger RNA of Neodiprion virginianus, 7330 nucleotides long. It is a transcript of the gene Elk, whose product is annotated as potassium voltage-gated channel subfamily H member 8. The coding region runs from base 620 to 3619 and encodes 999 amino acids. The transcript is spliced from 16 exons. Gene Ontology annotation, cellular component: membrane. Gene Ontology annotation, biological process: potassium ion transmembrane transport; regulation of membrane potential. The record is from RefSeq and is a predicted model, not a curated record. Gene Ontology annotation, molecular function: voltage-gated potassium channel activity. Lineage: Eukaryota; Metazoa; Arthropoda; Insecta; Hymenoptera; Diprionidae.